This is a messenger RNA of Saccostrea cuccullata (small rock oyster), 1505 nucleotides long. Its product is annotated as sialin-like. The record is from RefSeq and is a predicted model, not a curated record. Gene Ontology annotation, molecular function: transmembrane transporter activity. NCBI's taxonomy places the organism in Eukaryota, Metazoa, Mollusca, Bivalvia, Ostreida, Ostreidae. The transcript has 9 exons. Gene Ontology annotation, biological process: monoatomic anion transport; transmembrane transport. Gene Ontology annotation, cellular component: membrane. Bases 166 to 1374 code for a protein of 402 amino acids.
UUGUUUUAAGCGGCCCUAUUAGAGUUGUCAACUUCUGCGAUGGACUUGCCACGUUUGCGAUAACGGGAAAAUCAUUCAAAAACAAAAAUGAUUUAUAGCUAAUGCUUUAUACAAGUUAAAUGAUCAUGAUGUCACGGUGUACUUGGUAGAUCAAAGAUUAACAAAAUGUUGAGUAGAGCAUCCCAUACAAUAGCAUUAUGUUCCAUCGCCAACUUUAUAAAUUCAGCGGACAGAGUGAUUAUGCCCAUUGCUAUUGUUCCUAUGGCAGAUGAGUACAAAUGGGACUUGCAUGGACAAGGAUGGGUGCUUAGUUCUUUUGCUGUUGGCUACAUGAGUAGCCAGGUAAUUGGUGGGAGUGGGGCCAAAAAGUAUGGAGGGAAGAUGAUGCUCACCAUAGCGGUACUACUGUGGUCUUUGUCAACGUUUCUCGUCCCCUUCUUUGCUCAUUCCAUUUAUGCAUUAAUACUUUCAAGAGUCUUGUUAGGACUUGGAGAAGGAUUAGGAUUACCAACAAUUUUCCAUAUUUUUUCUCAUGCCAUUCCAUGUGAAGAGAGAUCUAGGGCCUUUGGUUAUUUGGUUGCGUUUGGUUCUAUUGGACAAACUUUUGCAUCAGUGCUGUGCCCUCACCUGGACUGGGAGUGGAUGUUUUAUUUAUUUGGCUUUAUGGGGUUUGUGUGGGUUUUAUUGUGGAUUCUGAUGUACAAAGAAAUUAGAACGUCCACGGAGGAAGAUUUUGUUGAUCCUCCCAAGGUCAACAAUAACAAUGUUUCAUGGCGAGAAUUUCUCUGUCAUUGGCCGCUUUGGUCCAUUUAUAUUGCUCACUUUAGCAUGAACUGGUCCAAUUAUAUCAUCAUGCAGUGGCUGCCAACAUAUAUGACUCGAACACUCGGGGCUGAAAAGAGCCAUAUCAUGUUUACGGCCGUGCCUUACAUCAUGAAUUCUUUAGUCGGGAUGGGUGCUGGACACUUUGCUGAUUCCCUGAUAACCAAAGACAAGUGGACGUUACUGUCGGUGAGGAGGCUAAUGACCAGCAUCGGCCUUCUGGGACCUGGAUUAUUUAUUUUAUUUUUCAGCGCUGUAAAUAAUUUAUCACUUGCUGUUUUCUUUGUUUCCCUUUCUCUCGGUCUAAGUGCUUGUAACUCAUCAGGACAUUUAAGCAAUCACGCAGAAGUGGCUCCUAAUCAUGCUGGAAUUACUUUUGCCAUCUCUAACACAUUGGCAACAAUUCCUGGUAUCACGUGUGGUCCGCUGACGGCAGAACUUGUUCUCCAGAGUCACGGUCGAUGGUUUCCCGUGUUCAUCAUCGCUGCGGGAGUGAACUUUGUCGGUGCUAUUAUUUACCUUAGUCAGAGCGCAGCCAGCCAAGUGUUGUAGACUCAAUGUGUCGUUUUUAUGAUCAAAAACAUGAAAAUUCGAACUUAAUUCCAGCCAUUGUUUUUGCAAUGUACUUGAAGUCACUUGUUACUUCAUUUUCAUCUGUUAAAUGCAGAAUGAAUGUCAUUUUU